Messenger RNA from Drosophila grimshawi, 1718 nucleotides. It is a transcript of the gene Yp2, whose product is annotated as vitellogenin-2. The transcript has 2 exons. Gene Ontology annotation, molecular function: lipase activity. NCBI's taxonomy places the organism in Eukaryota, Metazoa, Arthropoda, Insecta, Diptera, Drosophilidae. Bases 180 to 1565 code for a protein of 461 amino acids. The record is from RefSeq and is a predicted model, not a curated record.
UUUCCGUUUGGCCGCUGCGCCGGCACGUGUAUUCCGCCGGUCAACGAACGCAGACACAAUCACAGACAGACAGACAGACAGACAGACAGACAGACAGCCACACACACAGACAGAAAGUGAGAGAGGAACUGAGAGUGUUAGCAAACUGGGUGGCUAUAAAACCGCUGGUCUUUUGGCAAAUGGCAUACAGUACGGUUUGGUGCGGUGUCUCUACAAUAGAAGCGAAACUCCUUUGGAAAAACAUGAAUCCUGUGCGCACUCUGUGUGUUAUGGCCAGCCUGAUGGCCGUGGCUUUGGCCACAAAUGCCGGCAAUGGCAAUGGCAAUGGUCACAGAAGCAAGAACUCCAACUCACUGAACAACAUUGAGGAUCCGAGCAACUGGGUCACCACCAGUGAAAUUGAGCAGCUCCCCACGCUGAAGGAGGUGACGCUCCGACGUCUCGAGGACAUGUCUGCUGAUGAGGGUGCCACGCUUCUCGAUAAAUUGUACCAUCUGUCGCAGUUCAAUCGCAUCUUCAAGCCCGACUAUAUGCCCGAGCCGAGCAAGAUUAAGGGCUACAUUGUUGGCCAGAACGGCGAGAAGAUCGAAUUCAAUAUGAACAACUUUGUGCAGACGGUGAAGCGUCAGCCCAACUUUGGCGACGACGAGGUCACUAUUUUCAUUCAGGGUAUGCCCGAGAGCUGGAGCCAGGCGAACAAGGCCAAUCGCAAGUUGGUCCAGGCCUAUCAGCAGCGUUACAAUCUCCAGCCCUAUCCCGGCCAACAGGACAGCAGCGAGGAGCAAACGCAACAGAAACGCAAACAGAACCAGGACCAGGAUGACAACACAACCGGUGAUCUGGUGGUCAUCGCACUUGGCGAUAUUAUCGAUGACUUUGAGCAGUUUGCCACAUUGAAUGUGGAGCGCAUUGGUGAACUGAUUGGCAGCCGUCUAGUGCAACUGACCAACGAAGUCAAUGUGCCUCAGGAAGUUAUCCAUUUGAUUGGCCAGGGACCAGCUGCCCACGUUGCCGGUGUUGCCGGACGCCAGUACACUCGCCAGACCGGACACAAGCUGCGCCGCAUCACUGGCCUGGACCCCUCCAAGCAGUACGCCCAGCCCGACAACAAGCUGAGCGGUCUGUCCCGUGGUGAUGCUGAUUUCGUUGAUGCGAUUCACACGUCCGCCUAUGGCAUGGGCGUCCAGAAACGCCUCGCCGAUGUUGACUUCUAUCCCAAUGGACCGGCGGCUGGUGUUCCCGGAGCUGAUAACGUUGUGGAGGCAUCUAUGCGCGCCACCCGCUACUUUGCCGAGUCUGUCCGUCCUGGCAAUGAACGCAACUUCCCCGCCGUUGCCGCCAGCUCCUACAAGGAGUACAAGCAGAACAAUGGCUAUGGCAAGCGCGCCUACAUGGGCAUCGCCACCAACUAUGACAUCCGUGGCGACUACAUGCUCCAGGUGAACUCCAAGAGCCCCUUCGGCCGCAACACCCCCGCCCAGACACAGAAUGGCUACCAUUCCGUUCAUGAGUCUUGGAGGCAGCAGCAGAGGCAGCAGCAGCAGCAGAAGAAGAACUUCGCUUAAGUCUUGCCGGAACGUUCAAUCCAAAAGAAAAGGGCUAACAUCAACGACUAGAACAACAAUAACAAAACGCAUUUCCUUCCAUAUCGAUUGACUUGUUUACGCUUAGUUUUCAAAUAAAAUUUUGCAUUCUCAAAAAAAUAAAUAAAAAAAUUA